Molecule: messenger RNA, 3032 nt
Organism: Megalobrama amblycephala (Wuchang bream)
Lineage: Eukaryota; Metazoa; Chordata; Actinopteri; Cypriniformes; Xenocyprididae
Product: gastrula zinc finger protein XlCGF57.1-like
Exons: 4
Coding region: 1-1668 (555 amino acids)
Biological process (GO): negative regulation of transcription by RNA polymerase II; regulation of cytokine production; regulation of immune system process
Source: RefSeq, a predicted model, not a curated record
AUGUCGAUCUCAGCAUCGGAAGGUGAGCAGGAGUCCUCGGGAGAUGAAGACUCGGCUGCGCUCCCUCCCUCUGGGACUGUAGCGUUGCCCGAGGCCGAUCCCGAGUUGACGGCUGUGCUUUCCCGGGCAGUCGAGAGUGUUGGACUCGUGUGGAACCCUCCACCCUUUCCCGGGCCCUCUCGGCUUGAUGAUUGGUACCUCGGGGCGGGCCGCGCUGGUCAAACCCAGCGUCCCACCCCGAUGCCUUUCUUCCCGGAGGUGCACGAUGAGGUGACCAGAUCUUGGCGGGCGCCGUAUAGCGUUCGUGCGAGGUCUGGACCCUCGUCCGCCUUCACCUCCCUGGAUGGCGGAGAGGCUAGGGGAUACUCGAGGAUCCCGCCAGUCGAGCGAGAUGGUCCCAGUGUGAAAGCAUCUUUGGAGAUACCAACAUGUGCUCUACAGCUGCAAUAUUUACAUGCACAUGAGAAAAUACAUACUGGUGUGAGAGAGUACAUGUGCUUUGAGUGUGAGAAGACUUUUACUACAGCAAACCAUUUAAAAGUGCACCAGAGAAUUCACACUGGAGAAAAACCUUUCAAGUGUUCACACUGUGACAACAGAUUCAGUCAAUCAGAACAUCUGAAAACACAUGAGAGGAUCCACACUGGAGAAAACCCUUACAAGUGUUCACACUGUAACAAGAGAUUCAAUAGGUCAGGAACACUGAAAACACAUGAGAGGAUCCACAGCAGAGAGAAGCCGCACACGUGUGAUCAGUGUGGAAAGAGUUUCUCUAUUAAAAGUCACCUGAAGAUACACAUAAGAAUUCACACUGGAGAAAAGCCUUUCACCUGCCAACAAUGUGGACAGAGUUUCACAUAUAAAGGAAGCCUUAAAGUCCACAUGAGAACUCACACUGGAGAGAAGCCUUACACCUGCCAACAAUGUGGACAGAGUUUCAGUCAAAAAAUAAGCCUUAAAGUCCACAUGAGAAUUCACACUGGAGAGAAGCCUUACACCUGCCAACAAUGUGGACAGAGUUUCACACGUGAAGGAAGCCUUAAAGUCCACAUGAGAAUUCACACUGGAGAGAAGCCUUACACCUGCCAACAAUGUGGACAGAGUUUCAGUCAAAAAAUAAGCCUUAUAGGCCACAUGAUAACUCACACUGGAGAGAAACCUUUCACCUGCCACAAAUGUGGACAGAGUUUCACAUAUAAAGGAAGCCUUAAAGUCCACAUGAGAAAUCACACCAGAGAGAAGCCUUACACCUGCCAACAAUGUGGACAGAUUUUCAGUCAAAAAAUAAGCCUUAAAGUCCACAUGAGAAUUCACACUGGAGAGAAGCCUUACACCUGCAAACAAUGUGGACAGAGUUUCACACGUGAAGGAAGCCUUAAAGUCCACAUGAGAAUUCACACCGGAGAGAAGCCUUUCACCUGCCAACAAUGUGGACAGAGUUUCAGUCAAAAAUUAAGCCUUAUAGGCCACAUGAUAACUCACACUGGAGAGAAACCUUUCACUUGCCAAGAGUGUGGAAAGGGUUUCAUUAGAAAUGAAAACCUUAAAGUCCACAUGAGAGUUCACACUGGAGACAAGCCAUAUAUCUGCCGACAAUGUCAACAGAGUUUCAGUUAUAAAAGAAGCCUUAAAGACCACAUGAGAACUCACACUGGAGAAAAGCCUUAAGGCAGGAACACACCAAGUCAGUUGUCGGGUAGUUUUUGUUCGGCCGACUAAGGCUAUGUCCACACGAAGCCGGAGCUUACCCUAUCCAAUCUUUUUUUUUCUCAUCUCAAGAAAUAUCUGCGUCCACACGAAACCUCUGAAACUAAUCAAAACGAUGUAGUAUACAAGCCAGACCAGUAUGUGGCGCUGUAAUUCUGCCACAGGGAUACAAAAAGACUUGGAGCAUGAGCAUAAACCUUGUGCACUGUAUACAAACUAUAGUAAAGCUUAGAAAUAACACUUUAUUUUGGCUCAGUAGCUUCUGCAGCACGAAUACAAGCAUCAAGAGUCUGCUAUUGUUGUUGUUGUUGCUGUUAGCGGCGUCUGACUAGGGUCGAAAUAAUACGGAUAAUCGAAAAAAUAUACGGAUAGGCUGUACACAAAAACGCAAAGACGGCGUUUUCAGAUUUAUCCACUCUGGGGGCCGGUUUAAAAAAAAUGGCAUUUUCGGAAGAUGAAACUGCUGGAUCCGUGUGGACAAAACGCCUAUCCAAUACAAAAUUUGUGCAUAUUCACAAAAAUGUGUCUCCAUGUGGACGGGCCCUAAGUUUUCUCAGUGUGUUCCACACCGUCAGCUGAAGUUGGUCCUCCACAUACAGCGUCUGCUUUUUUUUUCAGGACAUGUUGAAUCGGCAUUGGAGCUCCUCGGUCCAUCUGAUCAUUCUGAUUGGCUGUUCAGCUACUGCCACCUGCUGGUUCGGAAAGGCAUUUCAUCUUACGCAGGCGCAGAAGGGACGUGCUACUUGUCCGUCGGCUGUCUAGCGUCGGUUUGGUGUGUCAGGGCAACUUUGUACACAGACACUGCCGACGUGAGCCUAAACCCGCAGUCAGCUUUCGGCACCACUAGUUUGUUGGUGUUCGGGAAUGACUUCACACAAGGAACAAAGCCUUAUGGAAUACAUGAAUAUUCACACUGAAGAGAAGUCAUUUACAUGUGAUUAGUGUGGAAAGAGUUUCAUAUUUAAAGGUGACCUUAAGGUCCACAUGAGGAUUCACUCGAAAGAGAACUGUUUUAGAAGUCAUACCUGUGGAAAGAGCAGAGGUGUAAAGAGUACCUGAAAACAAUUCUUGAAUAAAAGUACACAUACUUUACAACAAAAAUGACUCUGUUACAAGUUAUAAGUGACCAAUUCUAAGACAAUUUGAGUUAAAGUCUUGGAGUAUCUGAUUUUAACUGUACUUUGUCAUUAUUAUUGUUCCUUGUUAAAGAUACAGCCAUGAUAUUUUCCCUGAUCUUGUAUGUAAUUAUUGGUCCUGCAAUAAAAAUAAAGAUAUGAGCAACAGGUGCACUAACACCUCACAGCACCAGUAACUCCACAACCCUA